GUGCGUUGAAAUUCAAGAAGACGGAAAUAGAAAACGCGAGUGAUUCGGUAGCGAAGGGCCUACGAGUCUCCAACUCCUUAACCCCUUCACCAUGAGUUGUCAAAAGCUCUCUUGCUGUGAUCGAUUCCUUCCUUCCCUGGUGAAAGUAAGACAUCAAAUUAUCACCAAUAUCUCCGAUUCCCGCUUCUCUAGGAACUUUUCUCCCUCCCCUUCCCUCUCUCUUCCUAUUUUCCUUGUUCUUUGUUUUGGGUCUUUUUCUUUUGCUCUAGCCAUUAGGAGGGAGUGCCUGCAAUGGAAGGGACUGCAUUGGACGAACUGGUUGAGAGGCUAUUGGAAGGGAGGAAGACCAAAGGAAAACGUGUUCAGCUCAACGAAUCUGAGAUUCGUCAGCUUUGCAUUACCGCCAAGGAGAUAUUCCUGCGCCAACCCAAUUUAUUGGAAUUAGAAGCUCCCAUGAAUGUUUGUGGUGACAUACAUGGACAGUUCCCAGACCUCCUACGCUUGUUUGAAUGUGGAGGUUUCCCCCCAGAAGCCAAUUACCUAUUCCUUGGGGACUAUGUGGAUAGAGGAAAACAGAGCAUCGAGACCAUAUGCCUUCUCCUUUGUUACAAGAUCAAGUACCAAGAUAACUUCUUCCUCCUUCGAGGAAACCAUGAAUGUGCUUCCAUCAACAGAAUCUAUGGAUUCUAUGAUGAAUGUAAGCGCCGAUUCAGCGUUCGUCUUUGGAAGACCUUCACAGACUGUUUCAACUGUUUACCAGUUUCAGCAAUCAUUGAUGACAAGAUCUUAUGCAUGCAUGGUGGUCUGUCCCCAGAAAUGGGGAGCUUGGAUCAGAUAAGAGCAAUUGAGAGGCCAAUUGACGUGCCUGAUCAGGGGCUGUUGUGUGAUCUACUUUGGGCAGAUCCUGACAGAGAAAUAAAAGGAUGGGGGGAGAAUGAUAGGGGAGUUUCCUAUACUUUUGGUGCAGACAAGGUGACUGAGUUCUUGAAGAAGCAUGACCUUGAUCUAGUUUGUCGGGCUCAUCAGGUGGUUGAAGAUGGGUAUGAGUUCUUUGCAGACAGGCAACUAGUUACGAUAUUCUCAGCCCCAAACUAUUGUGGAGAAUUCAACAAUGCAGGUGCACUGAUGAGUGUGGAUGCAAGUUUGUUAUGCUCUUUUCAGAUUCUCAAACCCUGGAGGGGCAAAUCAGUUCAGCCGGAAUAGAUUCCAACCAAUGGAGGGUAAGGGAGAAAUAAAUUUGAUAAAAAACCGAAAAGAACAUGGUGGAACAAGCACAUACCUUGAUCUGCUGUGGCCAACAUUUAUGCUAAUUGCACUUUGAGAGGCAGAUGUAUUUCUCCAUUCCAAUUUUCACAAUGGAAGGCCUUUCUGUUUCCUUUGUUGUGGAUCAUCCAGAUACUAAUUUAAGAGUUAUCAAGCUCAAGCUGAUGUAUAUAAUCCCUUACAGAUAAAAGAAUCUUGACACAGACAGAGGAAGCUAAAGUAUCAGAGCUGGAGUAUAAGCUCUGUAGGUGCUUUAUACCCUUAGGGAAUAAGAAGAGUGAUUGAAUUGAAUGAGUUGACAAGAGAAACUAUGUGUUUGCAUUAACUGUUUUACAAAUUAAGUAUAUAAUGUAUGUUUCAAGCAUUUUGGUUACAGA
This is a messenger RNA of Telopea speciosissima, 1640 nucleotides long. Its product is annotated as serine/threonine-protein phosphatase PP1-like. Gene Ontology annotation, molecular function: protein serine/threonine phosphatase activity. The record is from RefSeq and is a predicted model, not a curated record. Bases 292 to 1203 code for a protein of 303 amino acids. Gene Ontology annotation, cellular component: nucleus; cytoplasm. NCBI's taxonomy places the organism in Eukaryota, Viridiplantae, Streptophyta, Magnoliopsida, Proteales, Proteaceae. The transcript is spliced from 3 exons.